CUUAAGGAACUUAUACAUUGGCAUAUUCAGGUGCAUAAUCUAUUAGCAAUUCUCUUCUUUGGCGAAUUAGGUUGCAAUUUCAAGAGGUUUGAAUGGGGUUGGCCUUGCCAUUGUCAUACCAGCCCUUAAUUCCCUUGUUGCUGAUUCAACUGACGAUAUUAACCGCGGUAUGGCUUUUGGAUGGCUUAACCUGACCGGAAACUUCAGGGCGAUCCUCCGCAGCUUUUGUUCCGUCCUUAUUGCCUGAAAAACUAUCAUGGGGAUACCUGGCUGGAGAUUUGCAUUCCAUCUGGUUUGGAUAAUGAGUGUUGUAGUCGGUAUUUUGGUCCGUCUUUUCGCUAACGAUCCACGGUUUUCAGACCAUGAUAAUGUAGCCAAAGCACAUGUUGGACAUAAGUCUUUUUCAUCACAGGUGAAGGACAUGAUAAAUGAAGCAAAUUCUGUUAUGAGAAUACCAACUUUCUAAAUCAUUGUUGCUCAAGGUGUUUCAGGAGCAUUUCCGUUGUCUGCUUUGUCAUUUGCUCCGAUGUGGCUCGAACUAAUUGGCUUCUUACAUGAAACGACAGCGACAAUCAUGACACUUUUCAUGGUUUCGUGUUCACUUUGUAGUCUCUUUGUGGGAAAGAUGGGAGAUGUUCUAGCAGAACGCUUCCCGAAUUAUGGAAGAAUUAUUCUGUCGCAGAUAAGUACGAGUUCUGCGAUCCCGAUAGCCGCAGUUUUACUGCUCAUAUUACCUGAUGAUCCCUCCACUGCAGUUAUGCAUGGCCUGGUUCUUUUCAUCAUGGGAUUAUUCAUGUCCUGGAAUGGUUCAGCAACCAACAAUCCGAUAUUUGCAGAGAUCAUAUUAGAGAAAUCCCGAACAAGCAUUUAUUCGCUGGAUAAAUCUUUCGAGUCUAUACUGGCAUCUUUCGCUCCUCCUGUAGUAGGGAUUUUGGCUCAGCAUGUUUAUGGUUAUAAACCAAUUCAGAAAGGAUCAUCGAACUCGAUAGAGAUCGAGACAGAACGGAAAAAUGCUGCAUCACUUGCUAAGGCACUUUACAUGGCAAUCGGGAUUCCAAUGGCUGUCUGUUGCUCGAUUUACUCGUUCCUCUAUUGCACAUAUCCGAGAGACCGGCAAAGAGCAAGAAUGCAUGCGUUGAUUGAAGCAGAAAUGCAACAACUAGAGAAAGAUAAUGCUCCAUCAAACAGCAAAGAAUCCGAAAUUCGUGUUACGGAUUUUGAGUAUAUGAAUGAGAACGGAAGGGGUGAAAUUUGUAGCAUUGAUUUUGAUGAUAAUGAAGAGAAAUCUCUUCUGCAUUACCAGGUUUAGUUCUCAAGGACAGUGGUAAACAUGUUAUACUGAAGCUUGGGGCAAUCCACAUUGUAUUCAUUUGAAACUAAAUUGUUAUAAAGGCUGCAGUGACAAACUUCAGUUUCUC
Hibiscus syriacus is the source of this 1418-nucleotide messenger RNA. RefSeq lists its product as uncharacterized. The transcript has 2 exons. Gene Ontology annotation, molecular function: transporter activity. The coding region runs from base 527 to 1309 and encodes 260 amino acids. Gene Ontology annotation, cellular component: membrane. NCBI's taxonomy places the organism in Eukaryota, Viridiplantae, Streptophyta, Magnoliopsida, Malvales, Malvaceae. The record is from RefSeq and is a predicted model, not a curated record.